AUGUCCUCCGUGAACGGGACUUCAGGUUUGAAUGGCCACACAACGUACUCGCCCGAGAAUAAAUACAAGCUUCCGAGCUUUUGUAUCGAUGAAGCUCGUCCAAUGAAGGUCGUCAUUAUCGGAGCAGGAUACAGCGGAAUCGUCGCUGGAAUUCGGUUCCUUCAAAGGGUUAAGAACUUAGAACUCACUAUAUACGAGGCCAAUGCAGGAAUUGGGGGUACGUGGUUCGUAAACCGAUAUCCAGGCCUUGCGUGUGAUAUCCCUUCCCACUGUUACCAGCUCACGUUCGCUGAGAAUCCCGACUGGUCCUCUUUCUACGCUCCCGGUCCCGAAAUCCAGGCCUAUCUUGAGUCCGUAGUAGAAAAAUUCCACUUGGGACCCUACAUCAAGCUCCAACACCGUCUCACCCGUACGCAAUACGACGAGAAAACAGGAAAAUGGCAUUUGACCAUCAAAAGAGCCACUGCUAGCACAGAUAGCAGCAAUCCGCAAAUCCGCCAAGGGACUACACAGGAUGGAUACGAAGAUAUAGAGGUCACCGCCGACGUUCUGUUCACCGGAAUCGGUAGCCUCAGCAGGUGGCAGUGGCCGGAAAUCGAAGGAUUGGAAACGUUCCAAGGAAAGGUGAUCCACAGCGCACAAUGGGAAACGGGAGAGGGAGAUUCAGGAGCGAAAACGAAGUGGGAAGAUACUGUGAAGAGCUGGGGCGAGAAGAAGAUCGGUGUGAUCGGUGUAGGAUCUUCAGCGAUUCAAAUCGUACCCGCACUCCAGCCGAGGGUAAAGACAAUUUCGAACUUCGUACGAGGCAAAACUUGGGUGAGUGCAAGUUUUGUCCGAGAACACCUUGUCACUCUCGCGAACGGAGACGAAAGUGUGGACAAUUACACCUUCACGGACAAGGACAAGAAGAAAUUCAGGGACAAGGAAUAUUACCGGGAAUUCCGGCGAGGUCUUGAGUCAGAUCUCAAUGGGGCGCACCUAGCGACGCUGCGAGGUAAUCCUCUGCAGCAAGGAGCUCGGGAAAUCUUUGAAAAGAUCAUGAGACAGAAAUUGUCAAAGAAACCAUGGAUCGCGGAGCAUUUAAUACCGGAUUUUUCUGUUGCUUGUCGUCGACUGACACCGGGCCCUGGUUAUCUCGAGUCUUUGUGCGAGGAGAAUGUUGAAUUUGUUCCAGAAAAUAUCAAACGAAUAACGCCCACAGGGAUAGAAACGGUCGAUGACAAGCAUAGAGACUUGGAUGUCAUCGUUUGUGCGACAGGCUUCGACACCUCCUACAAGCUGCCUUUUACAUUCAUAGGCAGAAAUGGCAUUGAGCUGAAUAAACAAUUCGAGCCCCAUCCACGAACAUAUCUAGGCAUAGCCGUGGAUGGAUUUCCCAAUUGGUUUUCAGCUCUAGGUCCAAACACGGGAGUUGGAGCAGGUUCGCUGUUAAUCAUCAUCGAACGGCAAGUAGAUUAUGCUGUGGCGGCAACUCUGAAGCUACAGCGAGAGCGAUUGAAGAGCAUUGAAGUAAAGAAGGAAGCUGUGGAUGAUUUUGAUGCAUAUCUCGAGAGCUUUUUUCCAACAAGUGUCUUUGGCGAAAAAUGUCGGUCGUGGUACAAGGUCGGAAAGGAGGAGGGGAGAGUCGUGUCUCUUUGGCCAGGAUCAUGUCUGCAUUGCAUCAAAGCAUUAGAACACCCACGAUGGGAAGACUACGACUAUGAACCGUUAGAUCCCGACAAUAAUAGAUUUUUCUGGUUGGGGAACGGCAACACUUUGGCCGACAAGAUACCCGGAAGCGAUCGAUCAUGGUAUUUAAGUCCAGAAGAGGUUGAUAUACCAGGAUUAUACUAA
Messenger RNA from Lentinula edodes (shiitake mushroom), 1833 nucleotides. Its product is annotated as FAD/NAD-P-binding domain-containing protein. The transcript has 16 exons. The record is from RefSeq and is a predicted model, not a curated record. Lineage: Eukaryota; Fungi; Basidiomycota; Agaricomycetes; Agaricales; Omphalotaceae. Bases 1 to 1833 code for a protein of 610 amino acids.